AACGGGAGGUGAACCGCCGGCUGCAGGCGAUGCUGGUGCAGCAGGGGGCCGACCCCGUGGCGUCGCAGUGGGACUGGGCCACCGAGCGGGGCCCGGCGUCGGCGAGGGCGGACCCGAUGGCCGCGACGUGGCCCGCAAAGGUCCGCAGCAGCGUCAGCGUCGGCUUCCUUCCCGAGCCGCCAGGGACCGCGCCGGUGUCGAUGCGCCGGAGCUCCGCGGCCUUCUCGGACAGCUCCGACCUCGCGAGCGAGGACGGCCUGCACUUCUCCCGGUCCCCGAGCGGGCCCGGGCGGCCCGCCUCGCGCGAGGGCGCCGUGACGGCGAGGUCCUCCCUGGCGCCGCGGGCCUCCGCCAUGGCGUUGCGGCCGCGACGGUCGUCGCUGACCGCGGCGGUGAGGCACAGGGCCACGCUCGGCGGGGAGCAGCAGGUCUCGAGGCUGAGCAGGAUGCUGAGCUGCUUCGGCUUCUUCUGGCGCGACCUCGAGGCCCCGAGCGCCAUCCUGCAGGCGCUCGCGGACGUGGUCUUCCGGACGGCCACCGACAGGCACAUGGUCGUCACGGUGUUCGUGGUGGACCCGUGGCUGCGGUCCAGCCUGGACGAGGAGGGCCAGGGCGACCGCCAGAUGCCCGUGUUCUACCUCGGGCAGGGCAAGGUGGAGCUCACGGCCAUACCGCAGAGCUCCUCCGGGAAGGCGGAGGCCCCCCGCUUUGCCGACCUGUCGGCGCUCCCGUACCGCUCGCGCGCCGCCCUCGCCGCCCCCGUGCCCCGCGCGGGGGCGAGCGCCGGCCGCCCGCUGGCCGUGGUGCAGAUCUCGGGCGACCGGGACUUCGAGCGGCAGCUCUCGGUGCGCCGCCGGUCGUCGAGGACCCCGCCCCCGGUCGAGCAGCGGGACUCCAACUCCUCGCACGUCGGGAAUCAGCAGUCCAUCUCCUCGCAUAUCAGCCACCGCUCCUCCAUCCACGAUGCGCCAGGCGGGGGCCCCUUGGUCCCCGUGCGUCCCGGAGGAGCCUGGCGCCUUCUGCGAUCACCACGCGGGGUGGCUGGCACUGGCCUGCAACGUCGCCGGGGGCCUCCUCGCGCAGGCCGACCGGCUGCACCGGCGCUCGGAGAUGUGCUCGAGGAUGAAGGACUGCCUGGAGAUGGCGGUCAACCUCAACAAGGCGAAGAGCAUCCGCGACUUCGAGCAGCGGAUGAAGCACCUGUUCGGUUUCUUCUUCGACGUGGGCUUCGUUCGCCUCCUCUACUACGACGAGGGCAGCCGGAGGCUAUCCAGCUGCUUGCGGCAACAGAAGUCGAAGGAGCCGAAGCCGCAGUCCAUGGACAAGGGGAUCGUCGGCCACUGCGCGAGAACGCGCCAGUUCCAGCAUGUCGCCGUCAUGGCCAGGCAUCAGUACCUCGAGCCAGGCGCCGAUGGACUCCACCGGGUCGGCAGGACGAUCAACUCGCAGGGGUCCAUGCUCUGUGGGCCGCUCGUGACGGACUCCGACCAGAGCAGAGCGGGUGGCCCGCAGUUCCUCGGUGUCGUGCAGAUCAUGGACCGCAGAGCGCAGAACCUCCUGAGCCGCGAGGCGAAGUCAGGGAAGCGCAAGGAUGUCGGCGACUUCAGCAGCGAGGAGGCCGACGUCUUCCAGCAGCUGCUCCGCACCUGUGCGCAGGCCCUUCUGCGCGUGCUCGUAAUGGAGAAAGAGCUGCUUGAGAAGACCAUGCCCGGGGAGCUGCCAACUCUGCCCAGGGUCCUCUCCCUGUGAGGGUCGAGUAUGGAGGGCAUCGGCUGCAGAAUUGAUUUACCCCAGAAUUAUUUUUCUCUCGAAGCCACGAGAGAGGCUGGGCACUUGUCAGCAGUGGUCUCACCCACCUGAGCGACGAGACAACACGGGGCCCUCUGCGCCGACCUUCGCGCGAAAGCCGCCCGCGCAGGGGCGCGCGUAAUUAUAGCGCCCUCUGCGCCGCGCGGUGCGCCACGUCCAGGCGGCCCGCGUACGCCGCGGCGUGUCAGGUCGCUGUGUUUCUUUCGGCUCGUCGCUCACCGUGAUGCGGCGCGAUCCCCCGACUUGGUAUCAUCUCCCGACCCCGUCUACUCGGACCCCCUUCGGGGGGGUCCUCUGCGUGCGAGGCCGGGCGCCCGUCCGUGGUCUCACCCGCCUGGUCUCACCCGCCUGGUCUCCGCGAGGCCCAGGCCGAUGUCCGCAGCGGUGGUGGUUCGCUCGUGGCUCCUCCCUGUGAUGCUUCGGUAGCCGUUCGUGGGAGUCCUGUGCAUCCUCGUAACUCCGUCUUCGGAGCGCCUUCGCGUGCGCCGGCGGCUGGUGAUCGAUAUGAC
Molecule: messenger RNA, 2318 nt
Organism: Prorocentrum cordatum
Lineage: Eukaryota; Dinophyceae; Prorocentrales; Prorocentraceae
Source: the annotation of a GenBank genome assembly